Messenger RNA from Meloidogyne enterolobii, 780 nucleotides. The record is from the annotation of a GenBank genome assembly. NCBI's taxonomy places the organism in Eukaryota, Metazoa, Nematoda, Chromadorea, Rhabditida, Meloidogynidae.
AUGUUUUUAUUUUACCUUUAUAUUAAAAUAGGUUUAUUUAGUAAACCUACGUAUUUGUUUAUUGUUAUGUUCAAAAUAUUUUUUAAAUUUUUUAGUUCAAAAAUUAUGCCACCUAAAUCUACACCAGCUCCUCAAAAAGUUAUAAAGGGUGGAAAAGGAAUUAAAUUAUCUGACAAUGCUUUUAGUGAAGAAAGUGAGCAUUCAGAUUUCUCUGAUUCUGAAGUAACUAUUGAAUAUGAAUCCGACAAUUCUGAACAUCUUCAUGCUACGAUUAAUGAUAACAAAUCUCCUUCAAAAGAAAAAGAAAUAGCUCAAAAGGAAAAAUCUACUAGUAAGUCCAUUGAAAAAGAAAUAAUUAAAAGAAGCUGUACUAAUUGUAAAAAUAAAGGAUUCCCAUCUGAAACCUACAAUAGUCACAUUUCCUCGAAUAAAAAUUGUCCUUGUAAAAGCUUACAAAGUCCUGAAAUAGUUUCAAGCAGACCCGACUUAAACGAUAAUUCUAAUAAGGAAAAGACUGUUGAAGAAAUUGAUCAAAAAAUAGAAAAAUUUUUUAUAGAAAGUGAACAAUUUCAAAUUUCAGAUAAAGAAAAAGAAUUACGAAAAAUACAAGAGAAGGAAAAGGAGGUUGGAAUAAAAGUAGUAAAUUCUAUAUUAAACAAGCGUACGGAAGAUGACGUUAAAGAAAAGAUGAUCUUACCAAAAAUUCCCAAAAGAAAGUUGCCAAUAUCUGAAGAAAUAUUUUACAAUUCUCCUGUUCAAAUUAUUGUUCCCAAAAAAUGA